Mycena citricolor is the source of this 1678-nucleotide messenger RNA. NCBI's taxonomy places the organism in Eukaryota, Fungi, Basidiomycota, Agaricomycetes, Agaricales, Mycenaceae. The record is from the annotation of a GenBank genome assembly.
CCUAGCCCCAGGGUUCUUGUUCUGACUGAGACAGUGCAGCUUAGAUCUUCUCGUCAUUUUUGCUGUUGGUUCAUGUAUCGGACUUUCCAAAGGUCUCCUUGUCCGUAUGUUUUCGAUCAUCUCUAGCGCUCUCUCCCUGUUCGUUCAAUCGGCCGACGUCAACGAUGAUCCACCGGCUACCCUAACGGGCCCGGACCGCAUCACCAUGGCAUACACAGUCCUCCUUCGCUUCCUCCCGCCGGAACUCGUUCUCAUCGUGGUCGAACUCAGCGAUCUGACCCACGUGGAGGACAUACGAGCAGAGCGACUUGUAGCUGCAGCAUCGCACGCUCCGCAAAACGAUGCGCACCACGUCUAUCUUGUGUCGAAACCUAUUCUGCGUGGAUACGGGCCAGCGGAUGAGGUUAUAGCUGAGGGUGGGAUUCCGCUGCGAAUCAAAAGCGUUGAGUAUGACAUCAAGAGUCGGGACCAGGGAUGGUGUAGCGAUGCUAGUCUUCAAGGCACAUACCGCGGCUCUAGCUGGUUCGAAGCUGCCAUCCUGCGCCUUCCGGAUGGCCACCGACCCGUAUCUCACAAGAACUACGAACCCGACUUUGAGGUCCCAGUAACCAACGACGAAAAUGCGACCCGUUGGCUGUUGCAAAAGAACUUUUGCGGCUCCAGCGACAUUCGAGAACACUCUAUCAUUUGGAGCUCGGCAGAAUCGCCCGCGGAAUCCCCAUGGCUUGAGACAGGUGCUGGUGAUGGCGAUGGUUUCGUGCAGAAACUGAGACAUGGGGACUGCAUUGCCGUCCUUGCGAGAGCGCGGUACCCUGGCUGGGUCAACCAUGUCGAAAGCGUCAAAAUCACAGUCACGUAUGCCGUGGCAUGAGGGCAUGCAAUUCAUGGUGCGUGAUAAGAGGAAGGACGCUCUGCCACAGUGUGGAAAGCAUUGGCAACAGCCAAGACUACUGUCUGCUUCUCAUGACCGAUGUGAGCUCUCAUGUAGCCUUUACAUAUCCGAGUCAUGCUUGCAAUCAUGGACCCGCUUCCUUAAAGUCGACCGUAUCUCCGGAGACCUGCACGCCCAAUGGAGCAGUGGUAUUAGCAUCCCAAACAUAGACAGUGAAGAAAGUCCAUGCUUUGCGGGUCAGAUGGCUGCCGUGCUCUUUCCAGUCCGAUGAGGAAGUUCGACAUCAUCAAACGAAUCCUUCGCAGUCUCAGUGCACGAUCCAGAUCCAGUGCUGAGAUGUCUGACGCGUGGAUUGUGAUAUGAAUGGGGAAAAGAUGGUCGACAAGAGCAGGGAAUCAAUCGUUGGAGGAGCACGUCCGAUGGCGAGUGGCCGCGAAGAAUUCAAAGAAGAGUUAGAUGCUGCAUGCAAAGAUUCGCCUCCAAAACUCUUUUUGAUGCAGACGUCCAUUCUUUCCGUGAAUUUCAUCUCAGUCGAGGAUUUCAUCGCAGACGACUCCUCCGACAGUCGUCGCGCAGACUACUUAUUCCCUCAGAAGGAUGCAUCUUGGCUCACACAUUGCCUAGACCGCGUCGCUCGCACAUUAUGAAUCCCGCGGGACAGAUAGUGGAGGCGCUCAAGAGGUAUUCUCAGCUUGCUUCGGUCUUCACCUGAAACCAUCGAUGGACACUCUCAACCUUGUCAGCCGAGAACGGAGGGUAUACUAGAAGAGACAUGAGCAACAGCAG